AUGAAAGAAAAUCAGUAUUACUCCACCAGCAUUACUCCACCAGCAUUACUCCACCAGCAUUACUCCACCAGCAUUAUUCACCAGCAUUACUCCACCAGCAUUACUCCACCAGCAUUAUUCACCAGCAUUACUCCACCAGUAUUAUUCACCAGCAUUACUCCACCAGCAUUACUCCACCAGCAUUACUCCACCAGCAUUACUCCACCAGCAUUACUCCACCAGCAUUACUCCACCAGCAUUAUUCACCAGCAUUACUCCACCAGCAUUACUCCACCAGCAUUACUCCACCAGCAUUACUCCACCAGCAUUACUCCACCAGCAUUAUUCACCAGCAUUACUCCACCAGUAUUAUUCACCAGCAUUACUCCACCAGCAUUACUCCACCAGCAUUACUCCACCAGCAUUAUUCACCAGCAUUACUCCACCAGCAUUAUUCACCAGCAUUACUCCACCAAUUAUUCACCAGCAUUACUCCACCAGCAUUACUCCACCAGCAUUACUCCACCAGCAUUACUCCACCAGCAUUAUUCACCAGCAUUACUCCACCAGCAUUAUUCACCAGCAUUACUCCACCAGUAUUAUUCACCAGCAUUACUCCACCAGCAUUACUCCACCAGCAUUACUCCACCAGCAUUACUUCAACAGCAUUAUUCACCAGCAUUACUCCACCAGUAUUAUUCACCAGCAUUACUCCACCAGCAUUACUCCACCAGCAUUACUCACCAGCAUUACUCCACCAGCAUUACUCCACCAGCAUUACUCCACCAGCAUUACUUCAACAGCAUUAUUCACCAGCAUUACUCCACCAGUAUUACUCCACCAGCAUUACUCCACCAGCAUUACUCCACCAGCAUUAUUCACCAGCAUUACUCCACCAGCAUUACUCCACCAGCAUUACUCCACCAGCAUUACUCCACCAGCAUUACUCCACCAGCAUUAUUCACCAGCAUUACUCCACCAGCAUUACUCCACCAGCAUUACUCCACCAGCAUUAUUACUCCACCAGCAUUAGCAUUACUUCACCAGCAUUACUCCACCAGCCACCAGCAUUACUCCACCAGCAUUACUCCACCAGCAUUACUCCACCAGCAUUACUCCACCAGCAUUAUUCACCAGCAUUACUCCACCAGCAUUACUCCACCAGCAUUACUUCACCAGCAUUACUCCACCAGCAUUAUUCACCAGCAUUACUCCACCAGCAUUACUCCACCAGCAUUACUCCACCAGCAUUACUCCACCAGCAUUAUUCACCAGCAUUACUCCACCAGCAUUAUUCACCAGCAUUACUCCACCAGCAUUACUCCACCAGCAUUACUCCACCAGCAUUUCCACCAGCAUUACUCCACCAGCAUUACUCCACCAGCAUUAUUCACCAGCAUUACUCCACCAGCAUUAUUCCACCAGCAUUAG
Molecule: messenger RNA, 1410 nt
Organism: Portunus trituberculatus (swimming crab)
Lineage: Eukaryota; Metazoa; Arthropoda; Malacostraca; Decapoda; Portunidae
Product: mucin-6-like
Exons: 1
Coding region: 1-1410 (469 amino acids)
Source: RefSeq, a predicted model, not a curated record